AUUAUACUUGAUGUCAAAACAGAUAACGUUAAAAUUGUUGUUGAUAAUUUUGGCAAACAGAAGUAAGCUUGUAAUCACAUUUUAACUUGAGAUAUUUUUAUAACAUUUAUUGUCAUUUCAAUGUUAUAAAUGAAAUGACGUGCUAAUAUGGUUCCUGAUGCCUUUAAAGAUCUUUUGGCCACGUCGGCAUCAAUAUUUACAAUUCUUCAAUUUUUAGCUGGCACACUGGUGUGUCGUAAAUUUGUGACUAAUCGAACAACAGGCGAAUCGUCUGGUCUAGCAUUUAUAACAUGUCUAAUGUCAUGCAGUUUUUGGCUAAGAUAUGGACAAUUAAAAGACGAUUCAUAUGUAAUAAUGGUUAAUGCAUUUGGUACAUUUUUACAAUUUUGCUACAUCAUUGUUUUCACAUUAUACAGUGUUAGAAAAACAUUAAUAUUAAAACAGUUUCUCGUUGCUGUUUUAUUUAUCAUAAUAAUUUAUUCAUACAGUAUUAUAGAAACGGAUAAAGAACUUGUAAAAAGACAAAUUGGUUUUUUAAGCUGUGGUCUUACAAUAUUAUUUUUUGCUUCACCUUUAACAAUGCUGCUACAUGUUAUCCGAGAAAAAAAUACUGAUUCUCUACCAUUUCCUGUGAUACUAGCAUCAUUUACAGUAUCAUCUCAAUGGUUUAUUUAUGGCACAAUUAUUGAUGAUCAAUUUAUCAAAGUACCAAAUUUAAUUGGUUGUCUUUUAUCAUUAUUUCAACUGUCAUUAUUUUUUCGUUAUCGUACUAAAACAUUAUCAGAAACUCAUUUGAUAUAAUGUUUAACAUUAUAAAAUUUAUAUCAAUCGUACUUAUUAUUACUAAAAAAAUUAUACUGUUGGAAAUAUACCAAUGGAAAUGUUGGAAACAUUUUUAAAUAUGUACAAGUACUUACAUAAUGACAAUAAUUAUUAAAGUACAUAAAUGGAAUUUAUUUUUAAAAAAAUUACAAGAGUUCUAUACUAAAGUUCAUUAAAUAAACAAAAUUAAAAUACAUAUAUUAUAAUUUUUGUAAAGAAAAAUAUAUUUCAAUAAAAAUUCAUUCAGUAUUUUAAAACUAAAAA
Messenger RNA from Aphidius gifuensis, 1086 nucleotides. RefSeq names its product sugar transporter SWEET1-like (gene slv). NCBI's taxonomy places the organism in Eukaryota, Metazoa, Arthropoda, Insecta, Hymenoptera, Braconidae. The transcript is spliced from 4 exons. The record is from RefSeq and is a predicted model, not a curated record. Gene Ontology annotation, cellular component: membrane. Gene Ontology annotation, biological process: carbohydrate transport. Gene Ontology annotation, molecular function: sugar transmembrane transporter activity. The coding region runs from base 148 to 801 and encodes 217 amino acids.